This is a messenger RNA of Aedes albopictus (Asian tiger mosquito), 1524 nucleotides long. RefSeq lists its product as uncharacterized. Bases 1 to 1524 code for a protein of 507 amino acids. NCBI's taxonomy places the organism in Eukaryota, Metazoa, Arthropoda, Insecta, Diptera, Culicidae. The transcript has 3 exons. The record is from RefSeq and is a predicted model, not a curated record.
AUGGAUCGAGAGGACUAUGAUGCGCGUGUGUAUGACAUGAUUGGUACCGGCCCGUACGAAGAAGUAAAAUUCAAAAACGGUAAGCCGAAAGACCCGCUGAACAAAAUGAUUGAGGAAGUGAACUGUGCUCGGCAGAAAGUGGCCCAUCUAAUGGGUGAAGAGAGGCUAGAUAGGAAGUUACACGUCCCGAAUCCCGCGGUGGCAUCUUUGUAUUGCUUACCGAAGAUCCACAAAAAUCCUAUUGGAAUGAAGCCAAUUUCUUCCAACAUACUGGAAUUGGUGAAGAAAUUAGAAGGGUUUAAGUUGGGACGAGGAGAAAUUUUGGUCUCGUUCGAUGUCACGGCACUGUUCCCGAGCGUACCAGUCAACGAAGCCCUUCAAAGCCUGCGUCGUCACUUGGAACGCAGCCGAGCUCCACCAAAUCAUAUCGAAGCGUAUCUCUCCGUAGCCCAGGUGUGUAUGAACCAGAAUUUUUUCACGUUCAGGGGGAAGGUUUACAGGCAAACCUUUGGGCUCAGUAUGGGUAGCAAGCUGUCCCCAUUGCUAGCGGACCUCUUCAUGAGCGAUUUUGAGAACGAAGCUCAAAAGAAGAAGUUGUUUCCCAGGAUCUGGUGGCGCUACGUUGAUGAUGUUUUUGCUCCGGUUAAGGAACGAUACCUGGAUCAAACGUUGAGCAUGUUAAACUCCCAACACAAUACGAUAAAAUUUACUGUAGAGAAGGAAGUAGAAGGGAGACUCCCCUUUCUCGAUCUGUUGAUCAGUAGAAAUGAAGACAGCACGUUGAAAUUCGGGAUCUACCGCAAGCCUACCUCCACCGACAGAUACAUCACUUCGGAUUCCAAUCACUUCGGUGCCCAGAAGCAAGCCGCUUUCCACUCUAUGGCACACCGGUUGUUCAACGUACCCAUGGCGAAGGAAGAGUUUGAAGAAGAGAAAGACCGUAUUUAUUCAGCAGCCGAAGUGAAUGGGUACGACAAGCCUUUUGUGGAUAAAAUCAUCCGAAAACAUAAGCGAAAAACACAGCGCAACAGUAUAACUACCCUACAGCCGGACACCAAAGAAGUAAAAAGAGUCAGCCUGCCAUUCUACCCGAAAAUAAUGAACCCCAUAAAAACCACACUUCAUCGACAAGGGUUACACGUUGUUCACAAAAGUGAGAACACUCUGCGUGACCUGCUUUGCAACCUCAAAGACAAGGUUCCACCUGACGAGCAGUCUGGCAUAUACCAGAUUCCCUGCAAAGACUGUCCGGCGGUUAACAUUGGACAAACCCGCCGAAAAGUCAAAGUCCGCAUAAGGGAACAUAAGAACGCCAUGGUGUCUAAGAAGAGCAACGAAUCGAGCGUGGCGGCUCAUACGGUGGAAACCGACCACGAAAUAGAUUGGGGAAGUGCGAAGAUUAUUAAAACUUUACAUGUAGGUCUGCAGGCACACGCCGCCGCCACAAUCUCCUCAGUAGACAUAGUUCCGGCUUGUGGCAAGCAUAUGGGAUUUGAGAUUGCGCAGAUUUAUGCACGUCGGUGA